AUGGCGACUCGAAGCACUUCGAACGCGACCGAAUCCAAUCCAUCCAAAAAGACACUGUUCUUCGGAACCAGCGCGAAACAGGGUUUCUUCGUCGUAAAGGUUGUAUUAGAGAAAUUCCAAUAUGAUGUACACAAGACUUUGCUCAAACACCACUCCGAGUACUUCUCUGCCGCUCUUAAUGGGUCAUGGAAGGAGGCAGAAGAAAACUCAAUCACCCUCAACGAUAUCGACCCGAAGACUUUCGAAGUUUUCGUUCACUGGCUAUACAUUCAGAAGAUUGCAACAGAAGGAGAAGUCGACGACAUGCUCGAGACCUACCCAAGCGACGAACAUGACGACGAUCCGUACAUCACUGUUCUGACAAAAGCGGUUGUAUUUGGUGACAGGUUUCUAGUCCCCGAUUUUCGCAAAGCUGCACAAAACCACAUCGUUGAAUCCAUUCUUUAUCAAGACGAAGUCCGCCAGCCCGCUUUUCUCUAUGCCAGCAAGUAUGCUUUUGAGAACUUUUCAGAAGAUCAUCUCCUUUGCGAAUUCUUCAUCGAUGUGCAUUCUCGUUUUAUGAAACAUACAGAGAAAUACAUGAAUGACAUUAUCACUGGGGGGUUCAAGGAAAAUCUGCCACGAACAUUCCUUGUUGAACUCAUAGGAAAGUACAGUAGUAUGGUUUCGGAGCAGAGCCUAGACUUAAGUCGUUCUGAUUACGCCAACUACUGCGUUUACCAUGAGCAUAAAGAUAACCAUAAGCGAAGAGUAUGUAAGCAG
Bipolaris zeicola 26-R-13 is the source of this 762-nucleotide messenger RNA. RefSeq lists its product as uncharacterized. Gene Ontology annotation, molecular function: protein binding. The annotation marks the transcript as partial. The transcript is spliced from 2 exons. NCBI's taxonomy places the organism in Eukaryota, Fungi, Ascomycota, Dothideomycetes, Pleosporales, Pleosporaceae. The record is from RefSeq and is a predicted model, not a curated record.